UCGGUGUGCGAGACACAACCACAUCGCGCUUCGAAAGGUACACACACACACUGCCACAACACACACAUCUCAUACUCACACACACACACACCUCUCACACACACUCGCACUUAUCGCGUGAGCGUCGCGCGCGUUUUGUUGCUUGACUUUGCUGUGUGCUGCAAGUCUAAGUUGUUGCCGUCGUCGUUGUCGUCGUCGCCGUUCGUCGAGCUUCGUUCGCUGAUGAGAAACAAGCAUGUACGUGUGAAUACUACUUCAGUUUAAACAAAACAAAGAGGAAGUUGGCCAAAAUUAAAUGCAUGCAAAUUUGACUAAAUUGCAGAGGCAAAAAACCGUUUAAAAACACAGAAAUAAAAUAAACGUUACAAACAACAUGAAUGUAAAUUAAAUACUAAUAAUAAAUUGUACAACACACAAAUUUGGAAAUUAUAUAGAGCAACAAAUGUUUGCAAAAUCAACACGUUUGUUAUAAAACAAAAGCUACACAACUAAUUGGAUUACACAAAAGUAAAAGAUAGAGAAGAGAAAGAUCAUAAAAAGAAAAAAACGGGACGACAAAGCUGCCACUAUGAAGUCAAGCUCUCAAAUUCUCUGCACAGCGCUGCACAUAAUCACAAUUGCAACUCUAACGACACAUGGUGCACAGAUCCCGACCUCUGCGAAGGAUGCACAAACAUCACUAAACGAUGCCAUCGCAGCUGCCGAGGCGGAAGCAUUGGCAACGGGGCAACAGGGCACGCCCCCAGGCAGACAGCCCAGCAUUGAGCCGAGUGUGCGGGUUAAAUGCCUGUCCGGCUCGAUGCUGAUCAGCAUUAAAGAUGCGCCAACAAACCAGGAGACGGGUCUGUUCAGUGGCAUGAUCUACCCAAAAGGCCUCUCCAAGAACUCCACAUGCCUCAGUGAAUACAGAGAUCACAGCGGUACAUUGCGCUACAAGCUGCCACUGCGCAGCUGCAACACGAUGCCCAAGGAAACGGAUGAUGGCAGCAUUGAGUUCUUCAACACAAUUGUGCUGCAGCCGCAUCUGAAGCUGAUCACGGAUCUGGGACGCGGUUACCAUGUGCGUUGUGCCUACAAGAGUCGCGAUGCGGCAGUCAAGCCCAAGAAGAAGCAUCUGCGCAAGCAUGCACAGAAACCGCAGGCGUUCCGCAGCGACGAGCAUGAUCGACGUGACUAUGGCAGAUCGUUGGAUAAACAAGUUUUGGGCGAUGAUGAUCAGCUGUUUGAAGAGGAUGCCUACGAUGUGGAUGCCCAAGAUAAUGAUGAGAGCGAAGUAACGAACAACGAAAUACCCAUGCCCAAUUGCCAUAUGAAGAUCUACAACGAUGAGCACAAGAUUGCGAAUGAUGUCAAGAUCGGAGAUCCUCUGACCAUUGUCAUUAGCAUCGAUCAACAGAAGCUCUAUGGUCUGCACGUCACGGACUGCAUCGUGCACGAUGGCUUGGAUUGGGGUGUGCAACGACUGGUGGGCGAAGAUGGCUGUCCCAUGGACAACGAGAUCAUGGGUCAGUUCAACUACACCGAGAAUCGUCUGGCGGCCAAUGUGACCUUCCCGGCACACAAGUUUCCCUACACCACAUCCGUCUAUUACGAGUGCAAUGUGCGUCUCUGCGCUCUGGAGGAUCCUGCCUGCCAGGAGGCGCCCGUCUGCAAUGGCAAGCGACCCAAGCGUCAGGCAGCCGAUGGAAAAGACGAUGAGGCCCUGCCCGCCACCAUUGAAGUCUUCUCUGGUCUGUUUGUGAAUGAGAACGAGAAUGCCAACGACAGCGAUGAGGUAUACAAAGAGAAGACUCAGGAGGAUGCACUGUGCGUCUCGCAGCGCACGUUUGCCAUAGCUAUUGCCAUUGCUGGACUCAUUCUGAUGCUGGCCGUGGUCGCUGCCGUGCUCUGCAUUAUGGCGCGUCGCAGCACCAAGACGGUGUCCAACUCGGGCAGCUCUAUCUACAGCGGUCCGUACACAACUACCGCCUUUUCGCACAGCAGUUAAGUGGCGUGCGCCAAGAGAAAAAACACAAAAUUGAGCAAAUUCAAAAUUUCAAAGCAAAAAACCAACUUUUCCAAAAUGCAACAAACACUCAAAGUGUUUAAAAAUCAAUUAAACGUGCACCAGAAUGAGGAUACUCGCGCAGCUGUGGAAGCGGAAGUGGAUGUGGAAGCCGAAGCCGAAGCCGAAGCGGAUGCGGAUGCCAACUGCGGUAGUCAAUUUGUCAAAAAUGUCGCUUGACAAACGAAUGUUUUUUAGGGGAGCAGUUUAGUCUAUAAGGUCACAAUAGCUGUGCAGCGGCAACUGUCUAAGUUUAGUAUUUUUAUGAUUAGUAUUUUAACGAAAUUUGAAAUGCCCUCCCUUUCCUCCCCGUCCCCAUUGUGCAGAGAUUACCGCGCAAUUGCUCGUUGGCUAUUGCCCGCUAAUGUCACAGAGUUGUCCAGUGCUGCCCAUAGCAGCAGUCCAGCAUGCGCCAUGGCGUUGCCAGAUCAGCUGCAACUCUGUUUCGCACUCCAGUGUUUUGGUGUAGGACUUCCUUCUCGAUCUUGACGCCGUAGUGCAGUCAUUAAAUACUUAUACUUAUUAUUAACUAUUACUUGGUAAUUUAAAUGCAACUUAACUCGACACUAACAACGAAUGCAGCAGCCGACGCUCAGGUGAUAUUUGUAUUUGUACUCUAAUAUUUAUAAAAACUUAUUUAGUAAAUCAAUUACACAACAAACACCUGCCACACUUUUGUUCUUAGUUGAAUAUCCUGUACAAUUUGUUUCUUGUCAUUUUAUCUAACUACAACUAUUUUGCACUACAAUAUUUAAUGCUAUCUAUUAAGCAGGGCAGCCAAUUUUCAGCACAAUCAACAUAAUUAUUAUUAUGCUGUAUCUAACUUGUAUUAAUUCUCAAAGUAAGCUUAAAACGCCUUUUGCACAGCUUCAUUUGAUCAUUGAACGAUUUCAUCUAACGCUCGCCUGGAGCUGUGCAAUGCGUAUUUGAAAUAAAUACACAAAACAAUAUACUAUUUAAACAAUGCAUAUAUAAAAACGACAACUCUAGUUAAGUGUAAGCUAAAAUUAAUCAAAAUAAAAUGUAAAAUAAAAUUUACCAAUUUGAA
Messenger RNA from Drosophila albomicans, 3092 nucleotides. RefSeq lists its product as uncharacterized. The coding region runs from base 569 to 1987 and encodes 472 amino acids. The record is from RefSeq and is a predicted model, not a curated record. The transcript is spliced from 9 exons. NCBI's taxonomy places the organism in Eukaryota, Metazoa, Arthropoda, Insecta, Diptera, Drosophilidae.